GGCUACUUGGGUCUGUCUCCUAGCCGCCGCGCGCACUUUGUCAAAGUGUGGGCCCUGGGUUCCCGCGCACGGGUGUGAGUGAUGCUCCCGGGGCUUCUUCCGCGUUGGGUUCUUUCACGUUGGCCGUGCCGAGCACGGCCGCCUUCUUUUGGCUCACUCUCGACUUGGUCCACUUCUGGGUUGCUUUUCCCUUGUCCUUGCGUCCGCAUGUCGUCGGGACGCAGUCGUGGAAGCCUCACGCGGGAGUGCUGUUCCUGCGAAGACCCCGCGGUUGGCUUUCCAACCCUGCCACCAUGAACGGGGUCGUGAUCCCCCAAACGCCCAUUGCUGUGGACUUUUGGAGCCUGCGCCGUGCUGGUACCGCGCGGCUCUUCUUCUUAUCCCACAUGCACUCCGACCACACGGUGGGCUUGUCUAGCACUUGGGCACGGCCCCUCUACUGCUCCCCAAUCACUGCCCACCUCCUCCAUCGUCACCUACAGGUGUCUAAGCAAUGGAUCCGAGCACUGGAGAUUGGUGAGAGUCAUGUAUUGCCUCUCGACGAAACUGGGCAAGAAACCAUGACUGUAACACUUAUAGAUGCCAAUCACUGUCCUGGUUCUGUCAUGUUUCUCUUUGAAGGAUACUUUGGAACAAUCCUCUACACAGGUGAUUUUCGAUAUACACCAUCCAUGCUGAAGGAGCCUGCCCUGACACUGGGGAAACAGAUUGAUACUUUAUAUCUAGACAACACCAAUUGCAAUCCAGCUCUGGUUCUUCCUUCUCGACAAGAAGCCACUCGGCAGAUUGUCCACCUCAUUCGGCAAUUCCCACGACAUAACAUAAAGAUUGGACUCUAUAGCCUAGGAAAAGAAUCACUGUUGGAGCACCUCGCCCUCGAGUUUCAGACCUGGGUGGUAUUGAAUCCUCGACGCCUGGAGUUGGUACAGCUGCUGGGCCUCGCGGAUGUGUUCACGGUUGAGGAAAGAGCUGGGCGCAUCCAUGCUGUAGACCACACGGAGAUCUGCCAUUCUGCCAUGCUUCAGUGGAACCAGACUCACCCUACCAUUGCUAUUCUUCCCACAAGCCGGCCAAUACGGAGCCCUCACCCAGGCAUCUACACCAUCCCUUACUCGGACCAUUCGUCUUACUCCGAGCUGCGGGCUUUCGUUGAGGCUCUGCGGCCCUGCCGGGUGGUGCCCAUUGUCCGUCAGCAGCCUUGUGGAGAGUUCUUUGAGGACAGCUUGAGUCCUAGGCUCUCUAUACCCCUGAUUCCGCACUCGGUGCAGCAAUACAUGUGCUCCUCCCCUAGGAAAACACACGUGCUCUGGCAGUUAGCAAGGAGACUAAAGAGGCCAAGAAUCCAGGGUGUUGUGUUUGAAUCCCCUGAGGAAAAAGCUGAUCAGGCGAAAGUUGACAGAGACUCAAAGAAGGACAAGAAAGAAAACCUCUCUCCCAGGCCUGAGGACCCUGAGAAGCUCUCCCUGCACCCUCUGCAGGCCAGGAAGCAGUUGUUCCCAGACUCCUCCAGGGAAGACUGUGAGGAGCCGGUCCUUCUUUGGGACCCCAAGAAGAUGACGACUUUGGAUCUUUCAGUGCAAUCGCAGCCUGAAGAUGAGUUUCUCUCUGCAGAAACCAGGGAGGAAACUGGCUUAGGGUCCCCCUUGAUACCGAGGGUGGGCAAGGACUCACCAGCUCGAGGGACCCAAGGAAGCCUGGUAGGCUAUGAUUCUCCCCUGUCUCGCAUUAGCAGAGACACUCAUCCAGCUGCCGAGUCCAGGGGCCUGGCACUAAAAUACCUUCUUACCCCAGUGAAUUUCUUUCGAGCAGGCUUCUCUUCUAGGAACUUUGACCAGCAAGUGGAAAAGUACCAGCAGAGUAUACAGUGUCACAAUCCUGAUGGGUCGCUGCGGUGUUGAACAGUGGGUGAUGGCCAGUGGCUAAAGUUUGGUGUCUUCCUUUACAGAAUCCUGUGGCUCAACCUGGAGUAACUCUUCUGAAGCUUGUUGAUGGAGUCCUGGUGCCUAUGAAAUCCUUAGCUUUAUAGCUGAUAAUUAUUAUUUAUGUUAGUUUUAUUAUUUUUAACAUCUUUAUUAUAAAAUAUCCAGUGUUCAUAAGCACAUUAAAAGUUCUUAGUCCCAUAGCUACUUAAUCUGUUCAACUUGGUUUAACCCAGUUUUUCUUAAACUUUUAGCAACAUGCAGGGGUUUUUUUGUUUGUUUUUGUUUUUUAGUGGAAAAGGUAGAAUCUGAAUCAAAAAUGAACCGGGUUUGUCCCAUGUGUCAUAUUCCUCAGGCCCCCUUCAUUCUAUUCCUAGAUAAAAAGUCCUUAAGUUAUUUAUUUUCAAAUUGUAAAUCAUGGUGCUGGAGAAUAAAGUGGUAGCUUGGGCAGCAUGUUCUAAUUCUGAAUAUCACUGAUUUGCUGUGACCCCAUCCAGGUAACUUCCUGUCUCUGCCUCAGGGAGGGAACAGGAAACCAUGAAGAGAUCUUGAAACUGUUGAGAAAAUAGCACCUUCCUCUUUCAUGAAGGCGGUUAGUAACUGUCAUGAGAAAUCCACCUGGAACAGAGCCAUUUGGGGGUAGGGACCUGGACUGGAAUAAACUUGACAUUAAGGCUUAGAACAUGUCCGAGCUACUGGAUACUUGGAGACACUACUUUGUUAAAGCUAUAAAAGAUAAAUAUGCUACCAGAUAUUCCUCUGAUUGUUCACAUAGCUGGGAUUCCCCCCCACCACCACCAAUCUGAGUUAGGAAGCCAGAGUGCAGAGCAUGUUUUAUAGUAUCCAGGGGGAGAGACCAAGGAGCCCGCUAGCUGGAAUGGGUCAGAGUGUGCAGUUUACCCUGUCCCGCCCAUAACCUAACAAAAUGCCAAGUCUGUAAGCAAGUCAGCCGAUAGCACAGCCCAGAAGAACGUGCUCAGGGAGGGCACAGGCGAGGAACUGGGCAUAGGAGUAAAAGCAGCUUCAGCAUGAACCCUUGAGCCUUAGCAAUGAAGAUGACAGUCUCUUACCCUUGGGAAGGAGAAGUGAAAUUCAGAGAGCAAAGUAAGGCUAUGAUCGUGAACACACUGUACCUGCUCUUCUUGUCAGUGACCUUCCUAUAACCUCUGAGGGCCAUAGUAGCUGCAGCAGGUGAGGUAUGUGGUACAGCAGGAAACCUGGACAUCGUCUGGGCUGGAAUCCAGGGCACCUGGCAGAUUGUUUAUAGAGGAGCCUUACUCCGCUGUAAAGUGGGGGCUGAGAUGCCUAUCUCCAAUGAUUGCUAUGUAGAUUAGAUUAUUGGUCAAAUUCCCUAGCUCUGUCUCUGGGACAUGACAGUAUGUCAGAUAUGGGUUUUUGUAGCUAAAGGUAUAACACUGGUAAGAUGUGUAUUUAGCAAGCUAAAAUCCUGGGUUCUAUCCUGAGUGCCACCAAUAAUAAUAAUAAUAAUGAUAAUAAUAAUGUAACAAAGUCUUGAUUCUCUUUAGUCUUCAAAACAAUUCUCUGCUAGUUCCAGUACAGGCACCAAAGUUACAGAGAAACCCAUCUCAAAAAGCAAACAAACAAAAAAACCUCUAAAAAUACAAAAUAAGCCAGGUGGUGGUAUACGCCUUUAAUCACAGAAGAAGCAGGUGGAUCUCUUGAACCACCCCUCCCUGCCCCCCAAAGAUGCAAAAUAAACUGUCUUCCAUGUA
Messenger RNA from Myodes glareolus (Bank vole), 3652 nucleotides. It is a transcript of the gene Dclre1b, whose product is annotated as DNA cross-link repair 1B. Gene Ontology annotation, biological process: double-strand break repair via nonhomologous end joining; interstrand cross-link repair; telomere maintenance. NCBI's taxonomy places the organism in Eukaryota, Metazoa, Chordata, Mammalia, Rodentia, Cricetidae. Gene Ontology annotation, molecular function: 5'-3' DNA exonuclease activity; damaged DNA binding. The record is from RefSeq and is a predicted model, not a curated record.